Molecule: messenger RNA, 1922 nt
Organism: Haplochromis burtoni (Burton's mouthbrooder)
Lineage: Eukaryota; Metazoa; Chordata; Actinopteri; Cichliformes; Cichlidae
Biological process (GO): cell surface receptor signaling pathway
Molecular function (GO): transmembrane signaling receptor activity
Source: RefSeq, a predicted model, not a curated record
GAAAGCCUCUACUCCCAUAAUCAGGUGAAACAUUACUAUUUUCUCACAUUCUCUGUUUCUCACUUCUGUUUCAGUGUUUCUGUUGUCAGUAGCAGUGACAGACUUUCAGGCUCAUUGUGAGGAUGAGGCUCACUGUGCUCAGCGUGCUGUCCUUACUCUUGCUGAAUAUUACCCUCUGCUGUGGAGACGCUCAAGAUGCUGAGCUGAGCCUUAAACCAAACGUGUCCCAUUUAUUUGCUGGAGAGUCUGUAACCUUCAUCUGUGACAUGAGAGAGGGAAAUGCCACUGACUGGCUUUACAAAUUCAACUGGAAUGAUCAAGAAAUGAUCAGCUUAACUAAAAGUAGCUCCUACUCACAUGCUGAGCUGAGCCUUAAACCAAACGUGUCCCAUUUAUUUGCUGGAGAGUCUGUAACCUUCAUCUGUGACAUGAGAGAGGGAAAUGCCACUGACUGGCUUUACAAAUUCAACUGGAAUGAUCAAGAAAUGAUCAGCUUAACUAAAAGUAGCUCCUACUCACUUUACCUGACAGCAGAGCUGAGUGGAAAUUAUCAAUGUAUUGGUCGCCGCAAUGGCUUAAAAGAUUUUACAAAACAGAGUAAUAACCUGACUCUGUCCAUAUCAGCACUCAGACCCACAGCGACUAUAACAGCAGACAGGACAACUAUUCCAGUGGGGGGCUCGGUGACACUGACCUGCUCUGUUCAGGGCUCUGCUGGCUGGACAUAUGAUUGGUUCAGACAAGUACCAGAUUCUCGUGAAGUAGCAAUUAAUACAAACACUUUGCAGAACUUCAUUAGUGUCUCAGACGAAGGCAUCUAUCGGUGCAGAGGAAGAAGAGGAAACCCAGUUUUCUUCACAAACCUCAGCAAAGUGUAUCACAUUCAGAAAACAUUGUCCAACAGGGCCUUUGUGACUCUGCAACAGAACUGGACUCAGAUAUUCAGCGGUGAGAUGAUCACCAUCAAAUGUGAGAUCCAAGGAGGAGAAAACACUGAAAACAGGCCUGCUGUGACUCUGCAUCCAAACUGGCCUGAGGUAUAUAGAGGAGAGACAAUCACUUUGAAAUGUGAGAUCCAGGGAGACACUGAGUGGGAUUAUGAGUGGGCAACAAGCAGCUCACAUCAACCUCCAAACCAAAAUGAAUACAAGAUUAACUCUGUUUCUGCAUCACACUAUGGGCACUACUGGUGUAAGGGCAGAAUGAGAAGUGCACAACAGAAUUCAACAAUGUGGAGUGCAUCCUUUGAACUAAAGAUAGUUUAUGAACGUCAUCCUGUCCUCACUGUGUCUCCAUCAUGGCUGAGUCCUGGAGCCUCAGUAACUCUGAACUGUGAGGUUGAACAUCCGUCUGCAGGAUGGAGCUUCUACUGGUAUAAACUUAUUAAACAGGAGUCAGGCAUGUAUCACCCCUACCUCUAUUACCCCUAUGACUAUUACUCCAGACACAGACACCGGAUUCAUCAUAAUAGAAUUAAUCGCCUCUACAAGUAUGAAUUAUUACCUGGAAGCAUCAGUGGGACUGCACAGGACUCCUACAUCAUUCAUGGACAGACACACACAGCAGGAUAUGUGUGCAGAGCUGGAAGAGGAGACCCAGAGUAUCACACUGAUCACAGUCAACCAAAGUUUGUCUGGUCUGCAGAUGUAAAUUCAGCAGCCUCUCUCACAGUCAGUCCUAACAGUGUGCAGCACUUCAUUUAUGAUUCAGUAUCUCUGAAUUGUUCUGGAAACUCUUCUCAGUGGAGAGUUAUGACAUUUACUCAGGACGGCUAUCUGAGAGAACUCCGGGAAUGUGGAAACCGGGGGAUAAUGACUGAAUCCACAUGCAACAUAGAUCUUCACUGGUUCCUCCGGUACCAAGAUGCUGUGUCCUGGUGUGAGUCUGAAUCAGGACGACAAGAAUCAACAUCCACGACAUGA